CGCCCCUUUGGGCGGAACUGUCAUGGCUGCGCCUGUGUGCUGCCACGGGGUUCUGUCCUAAGGAUUGUCCACAGCGUGCGCUCCCUUUUAGGAAGAAGUUAAGUUGUGUUGCAUCUUGAGUAUUGGAAAGUGUGCCAGUGGGUAGCAAAAUGAAUAACAAAGCACAUUCCUUGUUGUGGAACAUCAGACACCUGAGUACUUCACUUCCAAGAAGCAGAGUUUUGAGGAUCUGUCCUCUAGGAUUUGGCAGACCAGAAGUUGUUCAUUCAAAAUGGUACCCAAGAAACGGUCUGCUAACUGGUUUUGAUGAGGGACUGCGGCCGUCUGUUAGAUACCUCUUUCAGGGUAUUUCAAGAUCGGUACAUGGUUGUACCCAAACUAAAGGCAUAAGCCAUGCAGCUGUCUUUAAACAUGACAGAGUACUUUGUCCUAGAAGCUUUUCCUCUGAUUCAGAACAUUCUCUUGUCUCUAAUGGGACCUCUGAUCGUGAUGUAAUGAAAGUAAACUUCCAUCCUAACUCCUGUGAAGAUGUGCUCACCAAGAAGACGAGACCAACCCCUGUGAAUCAUAAAAAGCUGGCCCAGGAGUGUAACUCUUUGAGUGACGUGCUGGAUACAUUUUCAAAAGCACCUACGUUCCCUGGCAGUAGCUAUUUCUUAGCAAUGUGGACAAUUGCCAAAAGGAUAUCGGAGGACAAGCGGCGCUUUGAAAUACAGCUGAUGUUCAGCCACCCCGCCUUUAGCCAGCUGUGUGAGCAGCUGAUGAGAGAAGCCAGGAUUAUGCACUAUGACCACCUUCUGUUCAGUCUUAAUGCAAUAAUGAAGCUUGGCGUCCCUCAGAAUACUCUGAUGGUACAGACAGUACUGAGGACGAUUCAGGAACGCAUCAAUGAGUGUGACGAGAGAUGUCUUUCAAUUUUGUCAACUGUUUUAGAGACGUUGGAGCCCUGCAUGAAUGUGAAUGCGCUUCGAGCAGGGUUGCGAAUCCUAGUUGAUCAGCAAGUUUGGAAGAUAGAACAUAUCUUCACAUUACAAACAGUGAUGAAAUGUAUCGGGAAAGACACACCAUUUGCUCUUAAGAAGAAAUUGGAGAUGAAAGCUUUGAAGGAGUUGGACAGAUUUUCUGUCUUGAAUAGCCAGCACAUGUUUGAAGUACUAGCUGCCAUGGAUCACCGCUCUGUUGUCCUUCUGAAUGAAUGCAGUAAGGCGGUCAUAGAUAAUAUCCACGGGUGUCCUUUUAAAGUAUUGAUCAGUAUACUGCAGUCCUGUAGAGACCUCCGGUACCAAAAUGAAGAUCUCUUCAAGAGCAUAGCAGAUUACAUGGCUACAACGUUUGAAAUUUGGAAGUUGAAACAAGUGAUCUUUAUCCUCAUGUUAUUUGAAAACCUUGGUUUUCGACCUCCUGAAUUGAUGGACAAGCUUAUGGAGAAAGCAGUGGAGGACCCUGGGUCUCUAAACAUGAAGAACAUUGUUUCUAUCCUUCAUGUGUGUUCUUCUCUCAAUCACAUCCACAGAGGCAAGAACAGAGAGUUCCUAGAAGCUAUGGUGAGCGCUCUGACUGUACGUCUUCACCACAUCUCCUCUGAAAACCUAUUGAGUGUUGUGUAUUCAUUUUGCCUGAUGAAUUAUUUCCCCCUGGCCCUCAUUAACCAGCUUACCAAAAAGAACGUCAUCAGUGAACUGCUGACUUCAGGUGACAUAGAGAAGAAUAUUCAUAGGCUUCAUGUUCUGAAUACUUGUCUGAAACUUGAUGAAAACGCUCAUUACAAGGCUGUCCACAUCCCGUUGCCACAGCUGCCACGGCCACCGUCCCAUCCCAAUGACAGGGUGGCGGAGGUGCUCAGCAACCUUUGGGAGGACGAAGGAUGCUUCUCGAGAAAUGUGCAGCUGCCGCAUAAUUAUCACAUUGAUUUUGAAAUCAGAAUGGAUAAUAACAGGACCCAAGUAUUUCCAUUUUCUGAUGUAGAUGCACCUUUAGCCCCAAACAUGCAGAGAGUAGCUGUGCUGUGUAUUCCUAAGUCUGUUUAUUGUUUGAAUUCAAGCCACCCCAGAGGAUUGUUGGCUAUGAAAAUUCGACAUUUGAGUGCCAUGGGCUUCUAUGUGAUCUUGAUCCAUAACUGGGAGCUGAGAAAACUGAGGAUGGAGGAUGCAGUAGCCUUUGUGAAGACAAAGAUCUAUUCAGAUGAGACUCUUCCCACUACUGACGCAGCUGUGUAAAGCAUGGAUUAAAGCAAACAUGGCCUCUUCUCACUGAAGCACACACAUUUGUGAAAAUGACUUCAAUAAAGGCUGUAAUUCAGUUA
Molecule: messenger RNA, 2302 nt
Organism: Onychomys torridus (southern grasshopper mouse)
Lineage: Eukaryota; Metazoa; Chordata; Mammalia; Rodentia; Cricetidae
Gene: Fastkd2
Product: FAST kinase domains 2
Exons: 12
Coding region: 150-2216 (688 amino acids)
Biological process (GO): mitochondrial RNA processing; regulation of mitochondrial mRNA stability
Cellular component (GO): ribonucleoprotein granule; mitochondrial matrix
Molecular function (GO): RNA binding
Source: RefSeq, a predicted model, not a curated record